CCCAUAUUUCGAGUUGAAACCACAUGGUGAUCCUGCUCGAAAAUUAUGUCAGUUGCAGUAGCGCCCGUAGUUGUGUUCGUGACAUCGGAAUUCGAAGCGGGAAAUCAUGCGUUAUCAUAUAAAGAAGGCUGCUCUACGAUGUUCUCUUCCGGCUUGACGUGGGAGCAUCUGCAGCCCUCGGCCUGACCCUGUCUUUACAGCAUUCGUUUAGAGAAAACAAAUUCAUUCGCUACUUAUUUACUUAUGUUUCCCUCCUUGGCAGUUCUGUCGAAAAAGGCAUAAUUGUCUUGAAUAUCUCUCUGCAAUACCACCCCAAAUUGUGACACAUACAUACUUCUAAUACACGUUGAUCGAGAUGAAAACCACCGCUAUACUGUUUGGCCUCGUCGCCCCUCAGGUUCUGGCCUACCCUGGCAUGGGCCGCGCUCUAGAUCAAAUCAAGUCUCGUCGUGAUUAUACACUACAGAGCAGGUCUACAGAGUUACUGGGUGAUCUCAAGACUACGAAAGACAAGGACUUGACAUCCUCAGGGUCGACCAUCAAGUCCGUCCUCGAAGGCGGGAGUGCUAUAGCGGAUGGUAGCACGUACAAGCCUUCCGGCGAUCUUGCAUCUGACACAUGCAAGAAAUCCACUUUAUGUGUCUGGUAUAAUAUCGUCCAAGAUCUAAAGGCAACCUUCACAGACAGCAACGGCUGCACAGACCUGGCUCGUGGCGCAAUCCGUCAGGGAUUCCAUGAUGCCGCGGCAUGGGAUAAGAACUCGGCAUACGGGGGUGCUGACGGUUCUCUUCUCCUCAGUGAUGAGAUGUCUCGUGUCGAUAACUUGGGGCUCGAGGAUAUUGCAGCCCAAACUAAAGACUGGUACAACCAGUACAAGGGAUAUGGCAUCAGCAUGGCCGACUUGAUACAGACUGCCGCCAUGACUGCAACUGUCUCUUGUCCCGGAGGACCUCGCAUAAAAUCUUUCGUCGGGAGGAAGGACGAUAGCAGGGCAGCUCCCACCGGCCUGCUCCCGUUUCAGUAUCAGAAUGCCGAUUACCUGGUCGACCUUUUCGCUGCCAAAACGUUCACCUCCAAUGACUUAGUUGCCCUGGUUGGCGCUCACACGUCAUCGAAGCAGAAGUUCGUCGACACGAGUCGCACCAAUGCUCCGCAGGAUACCACCCCUAAUAUUUGGGACACGAAAUUUUAUUCGGAGACCAUCGCGGGAGACAACAAGACCAUCUUGAUAUUCCAUAGCGACAAGAGCAUCUCUUCCUACUCAGAGACUCAGGCCCAGUUCAAGGCCUUUGCUGGUUCUAACGGCAAAUCCCUUUGGUCCCCAGCCUUCGCUCAGGCGUUCUUUCGUAUGAGCUUCCUUGGAGUAAACAACUUGAAUAACCUUACCGAAAUCACCCAGGUCCUUCCUUUAUCACAAUAGGGGGGUUAUAUAGUCGUUAUUUCACAACUGUCAUAUAAAAGAGACUUCGAAGUUUUAUAUUUUUACUUGUUUGGAAGAUAUUUCGCAUCACAUCUGAUUGUACUGUAUUAUGAUAUUCACACAUUUAUACGACUGUCUAUUAGAAUAUAUCAUAUUCGUUGUGUAUAUAGCUUUGCCCGCUUGAUUAACUUAGUGGCAUAGGGACCUACCUAAAUUCCCCCAGCUACCUGCCUAACGUACCUAAAUACAAUCUGAGAUUUGGAAUACGGUAUUAGACAAUACAUCGAGCUUCAUUUAACUAGAAGACAAGAACUA
Annulohypoxylon truncatum is the source of this 1735-nucleotide messenger RNA. RefSeq names its product putative class II peroxidase. Bases 356 to 1420 code for a protein of 354 amino acids. The transcript is spliced from 2 exons. Gene Ontology annotation, biological process: response to reactive oxygen species; hydrogen peroxide catabolic process; cellular response to oxidative stress. Gene Ontology annotation, molecular function: heme binding; peroxidase activity. NCBI's taxonomy places the organism in Eukaryota, Fungi, Ascomycota, Sordariomycetes, Xylariales, Hypoxylaceae. The record is from RefSeq and is a predicted model, not a curated record.